Molecule: messenger RNA, 690 nt
Organism: Macrosiphum euphorbiae (potato aphid)
Lineage: Eukaryota; Metazoa; Arthropoda; Insecta; Hemiptera; Aphididae
Source: the annotation of a GenBank genome assembly
AUGGGCAAUUGGAAAUUACAUCUUCAAUGUGUUGAAAAAAUGAUCCCAUAUUUCCAUGCUAGUGGACACUUUCCAUAUGCAAAAUCGUGUCAUUUGUAUCCAAAUGAUAUGGCCAAUAUACAGUAUAAAAUGACAGCUGAUGAACAGUUACGGGUUAUAAAUGAAAGUGAUUUUACUAUAAGGCGUACAAAUCAAUUUUGGUCAGGUAAUUGGUCGGAUAUGACCAUUGAACAAACUUUAAUGCGUUCAAUGAAAACUAUUGGCGGUCUCACACAUGGCCGAGGUAUCACCGAUAGCACUUUGAAUAAGUGGAUACAAGGCUUACCAGCUGCACACGAUGUUUGUGAAAAUUUAGAAAAAUAUUGUGGUGUUUAUAUGGAAAAUUCAGAACAACAUGUUGACGCCAGGUUAUCACGAAUAUCUAGAGAUACUAACGAUUUAAAUAUAUUACUUAAAUGGUGUUCGUCGCAUCCCCCUUGUUUAGAACUAAAUGAAAUAAUUUCAAUAUCAACUGGUGUAGUAGGAGAUACAACUAUUAACUGUCAUAACGCUUAUGAAAUCGGGUUAAUUGAGAUGAAAAAAAUUAUAGGACAAACAUAUGGGACAGUUAAACUUAAGAGAAGCAGCAGAGUGUUACCUAUAGCUAUUGUAAAUUCUUCAAUUAGAAUAAGAGAAGAAAUAAAUCUAUAG